Messenger RNA from Pogona vitticeps (central bearded dragon), 4115 nucleotides. Lineage: Eukaryota; Metazoa; Chordata; Lepidosauria; Squamata; Agamidae. The record is from RefSeq and is a predicted model, not a curated record.
UCCUACCUGAGGGGGUCUGAGGUGUUCCGUAUGAUUUAGCUCGGAAGGAAAGGGGCGAAAAGGCAGAAUCCCCUUUCUUGGGGCUCCUGCCCUGUGAGGUAGGUUAGGCCGGAAGACCACGGGAGGCCCAAGGUCCUAGCUGGACGGAGAUGAGAACCCAAAUUUUCAGACUCGACGCCCGGCAUUCUUGACAAUGACGCCACCCUGGCUCUCUUUCUCCCCCGAAGGACUCGAUCACAACUUCCACUAAAGAGGACUUUGCUUGGAAUUUUGAAAGAGAGAAAGCCGUUUCAAGCUGGUUGCCCCAGGUCUUCCUUGCAAGAAGACCAGGCGUGUCGCAGGAACCCUAAAUGCUUCUGCUAAGCACUUCUAAGCCCCCGCUCAGCCACUUUCAACUUGGAGGGGUGUAUUAGAUGCAGAUAAGCGGUGCGGUCUCGGCUAGAUGUCACCUUUUUGCUACCCCAUUCCUGCUGCUCUUACCUGAGGAAGGGGGGGAACGCAGGUAACGGUCGAGAGUAAAUCCAUUUCCCAUGUCAUCGUGGAGCCUGUGCUGAGCACCGAUCGAAGAUGGUGGAGAAAAGCUUGGCGAGUCCCCAAGCGAAAAGAGGCGCUCCCAGCGGCCCCGAGGCUGGCUACCUUUGGGCCUUCCGGGAGGAAAGGGAGCCGAAGACCCUCGGCGUGGACGCCAGCGUCUCAGAGGAACAGCGCCAGCUCUUCAGGCGGUUCUCCUACCAGGAGGCCACGAGCCCCCGGGAGGCUUGUGCCCGACUCCACGAUCUUUGCCGCCGGUGGCUGAAGCCGGAGAGGCGCACCAAGGCGGAGAUGAUGGAUUUGGUGGUCCUGGAGCAGUUCCUGGCCAUCCUUCCACCAGAGAUGGGGAGCUGGGUGCGAGAGUGUGGGGCGGAGACCACAUCCCAGGCGGUGGCCCUGGCCGAGGGCGUCCUCCUGAGCCAGGCGGCAGAGAAAAAGCAGCCGGUAGCCCAAGCAGCCACCAAAUUCCCCGUGGCAAAGAAGGCCUCGCUGGACACCAAGAAGGCAGCAGUGGCGGCACUGGGGUGGAUGAUGCAAGACAGCCAAGGAGAAGUCACCUCACAAGGUGGCAGAAGGAAGCAGACCAUCUGUCUUCAGACUUCUUCUAUUCCUGGUGGAGCCAAAACGUCGGUCCUGACACCUGCUCAGGAUCUGGUGAUAUUUCAGGAUGUGGCUGUGGGCUUUGCAGAAGAAGAGUGGGCUCUGAUGGACCUAAACCAAAAAGCUUUGCACAAGGACGUGAUGGAGGACAUCUCCUGGAUGCUGGGCUCUCUUGGCAACACGGUGGCAUCGGAAGCCAAUCCCAGAUCAUCUCCUCUUUUGGGCAGAGUGGGAACUUUCAGCCGCUCCUGUUUCCCCAUCUCCAGACAUACCAAAAAUAUUCUAAACGGACCAGCAGAUGAUGAAAAAGAUGACAAGAACUCUCCCAAUACAUCUAUGGUGCCCUUCGAAAGAACUGAUCAUGAGGCAGGGAAACAGAUAGUUGAAAAUUGGAGCGGACAGACAUGGUACAAAGGUAACCCACCAAAGAAGGGAAAGACGAAAUCUUCAGCUGAUUCUUCUAAACUCCUGGCCUUCCGGGAAAACCAGGAAGGAAAAAGUAGAAGCUGUUCUGUCUCGGAGAAAAUAUUCAAGUAUAACUGGGUCUUAGAUAGAAAUAGCAGAGUCCACACCCAAGAGGAACCAAAGAAUUUCAUGGACCGUGAUCAUAGCUUCACUGUGAACAGCAGUCUGGUUUCAUAUGAAAGGAUAGAGACAGGCAAGAAACCAUAUGAAUGCUUGGAGUGUGGAAAAGGUUUCACAGUGAAGCGUAAUCUUACUCUGCACCAAAGGACGCACACAGGGGAGAAACCAUACAAGUGCACAGAAUGUGGGAAGAGCUUCAGUCGAAGUGGUACCCUUUCUGUUCACCGGAGAACUCACACAGGGGAGAAACCGUAUAAAUGCCUGGAAUGUGGGAAGAGCUUCAGUGAAAGUAGUAAUCUUUCGGUGCACAGAAGAACUCACACAGGGGAGAAACCCUACGAAUGCACGGAAUGUGGGAAGAGCUUCAUUGACAGCAGUAGCCUAAGUUCACAUCAGAGAACUCACACUGGGGAGAAACCAUGUCAAUGCAUGGAAUGCGGGAAGAGGUUCAGGCAGAUAGGUAGCCUAAGUUCUCAUAAGAGGACUCACACAGGGGAGAAACCCUAUAAAUGCAUGGAAUGCGGGAAGAACUUCAGUCAGAGAUCCAACCUGCGUUCUCAUCUAAGACUACACACAGGGGAGAAACCAUACAAGUGCAUGCAAUGUGGGAAGAGCUUUAGUAGAAAUGAUCAUCUUUCUUUGCACGAGAAAACCCACUCAGGAGAGAAACCAUAUACGUGCAUGGAAUGUGGAAAGAGUUUCAUUUGGGACAGUACCCUUAGAUCACAUCAAAGAAACCAAACAGGGGAGAAACCAUAUAAAUGCAUGGAAUGCGGAAAGAGUUUCAAUCAGACUAGUGACCUUAGGUCACAUCAAAGAAGUCACACAGGGGAGAAACCAUAUACGUGCAUGGAAUGUGGAAAGAGCUUCAUUUGGGACAGUGCCCUUAGGACACAUCAAAGAACCCAUACAGGGGAGAAACCAUAUACGUGCAUGGAAUGUGGAAAGAGCUUCAUUUGGGACAGUGCCCUUAGGACACAUCAAAGAACCCAUACAGGGGAGAAACCAUAUACGUGCAUGGAAUGUGGAAAGAGCUUCAUUUGGGACAGUGCCCUUAGGACACAUCAAAGAACCCAUACAGGGGAGAAACCAUAUACGUGCAUGGAAUGUGGAAAGAGCUUCAUUUGGGACAGUGCCCUUAGGACACAUCAAAGAACCCAUACAGGGGAGAAACCAUAUACGUGCAUGGAAUGUGGAAAGAGCUUCAUUUGGGACAGUGCCCUUAGGACACAUCAAAGAACCCAUACAGGGGAGAAACCAUAUACGUGCAUGGAAUGUGGAAAGAGCUUCAUUUGGGACAGUGCCCUUAGGACACAUCAAAGAACCCAUACAGGGGAGAAACCAUAUACGUGCAUGGAAUGUGGAAAGAGCUUCAUUUGGGACAGUGCCCUUAGGACACAUCAAAGAACCCAUACAGGGGAGAAACCAUAUACGUGCAUGGAAUGUGGAAAGAGCUUCAUUUGGGACAGUGCCCUUAGGACACAUCAAAGAACCCAUACAGGGGAGAAACCAUAUACGUGCAUGGAAUGUGGAAAGAGCUUCAUUUGGGACAGUGCCCUUAGGACACAUCAAAGAACCCAUACAGGGGAGAAACCAUAUACGUGCAUGGAAUGUGGAAAGAGCUUCAUUUGGGACAGUGCCCUUAGGACACAUCAAAGAACCCAUACAGGGGAGAAACCAUAUACGUGCAUGGAAUGUGGAAAGAGCUUCAUUUGGGACAGUGCCCUUAGGACACAUCAAAGAACCCAUACAGGGGAGAAACCAUAUAAAUGCAUGGAAUGUGGAAAGUGUUUUAGUCAUAGUGAUCACCUGAAGACACAUCAAAGAACUCACACAGGGGAGAAACCAUAUACAUGCAUGGAAUGUGGAAAGAGUUUCAUUAGUAAUGUUCAUUUGAAUUCACAUCACAGAACCCAUACAGGUGAGAAACCAUAUAAGUGCAUGAAAUGUGGAAAGAGCUUCAGUCAAAGAGGUAACCUUAGUUUGCAUCAAAAAACUCACUCAGGGGAGAAACCAUAUCAGUGCAUACAAUGUGGAAAGAGCUUCAAUCGGAGGGAUACACUUAGGUCACAUCAAAGAACCCAUACAGGGGAGAAACCAUAUAAAUGCAUAGAAUGUGGAAUUAGUUUUAGCCGUAGUGGUCACCUGAAUGCACAUCAAAGAAUUCACACAGGAGAGAAACCAUAUACAUGCAUAGAAUGUGGGAAAAGCUUCAAUCAAAGCAAUACCUUUAGGUCACAUGAAAGAACUCACACGGGGGAAACCAUAUAAACACAUGGAAUGUGUAAAAAGCUUUAGUUGGAGUCAUUACUUUAGGAUAUAUCAAAGAGCACACACUGGGGAGAAGCCAUAUAAAUCUAUAGAAUGUGGAAAGAGCUUUAUUCACUGAGAUGACUUUA